This is a messenger RNA of Balaenoptera ricei (Rice's whale), 1791 nucleotides long. It is a transcript of the gene PYCR1, whose product is annotated as pyrroline-5-carboxylate reductase 1. Gene Ontology annotation, molecular function: pyrroline-5-carboxylate reductase activity. The coding region runs from base 166 to 1128 and encodes 320 amino acids. Gene Ontology annotation, biological process: L-proline biosynthetic process. Lineage: Eukaryota; Metazoa; Chordata; Mammalia; Artiodactyla; Balaenopteridae. The transcript is spliced from 8 exons. The record is from RefSeq and is a predicted model, not a curated record.
AGGGGACUCGGGCGUGGGGUUGUCCCCCUUACCCCAUGCCUCUUCCAGACCCUUUCCGGAGGCUGGCUCGCCCCUCCCUGCCCCCUGUCUGGGACCCUCGGGAGCAGCUGCUCCUGCGGAGACGGUGCCAGCUGUGAGGGCAGUGGGCGCAGGCCUCCAGACACCAUGAGCGUGGGCUUCAUUGGGGCUGGCCAGCUGGCCUUUGCCCUGGCCAAGGGCUUCACAGCAGCAGGUGUCCUGGCUGCCCACAAGAUAAUGGCCAGCUCCCCAGACAUGGACCUGGCCACUGUUUCUGCCCUCAGGAAGAUGGGGGUGAACCUGACGCCCCACAACAAGGAGACCGUGCAGCACAGUGACGUGCUCUUCCUGGCGGUGAAACCACACAUUAUCCCCUUCAUCCUGGAUGAGAUUGCUGCCGACAUUGAGGAUCGGCACAUCGUGGUAUCCUGUGCAGCUGGCGUUACCAUCAGCUCCAUCGAGAAGAAACUAACAGCGUUCCAGCCGGCCCCCAAAGUCAUCCGCUGCAUGACCAACACACCAGUCGUGGUGCGGGAAGGAGCCACUGUGUACGCCACGGGCACCCACGCCCAGGUGGAGGAUGGCAGGCUCCUGGAGCAGCUCAUGGGCAGUGUGGGCUUCUGCACGGAGGUGGAGGAGGACCUGAUUGAUGCUGUUACGGGACUCAGCGGCAGCGGCCCAGCUUAUGCAUUCACAGCCCUGGAUGCACUGGCUGAUGGGGGCGUGAAGAUGGGGCUUCCAAGGCGCCUGGCAGUCCGCCUCGGGGCCCAGGCUUUGCUGGGGGCCGCCAAGAUGCUACUGGACUCCGAACAGCACCCAGGCCAGCUCAAGGACAACGUCUGCUCUCCCGGCGGGGCCACCAUCCACGCCUUGCACGUGCUGGAGAGCGGGGGCUUUCGCUCCCUGCUUAUCAAUGCCGUGGAGGCCUCUUGCAUCCGCACACGAGAGCUGCAGUCCAUGGCCGACCGGGAGAAGGUCUCACCAGCUGCCAUCAAGAAGACCAUCCUGGACAAGGUGAAGCUGGACUCCCCUUCUGGCACCUCACUGGCCCCUUCUGGCCACUCCAAGCUGCUGCCCCGCAGCAUGGCCCCGGCAGGCAAGAAGGACUGAGGUGUCCAACCUGCCCGCAGGCCACUCUCUGCCUUUUCCUCCUGGGCUCGGAGCUCCGUGCUGGGAGUGUCUAGCCCCAGGCCUCACAGGAUGUCCUCACAUUGGCCCACUGCCCGUGGCUCUGGUCCACUUGGGUCAGUGGAGUUGUAGCCAGGGAGGGGGCACAUCACUUCCCAGUGGGAACCUCCAUGGUCCCCAAGUGUGUCCUGGUCCAGAACAAGGAAGGAUUCUCUGACUUCAGCCUCCCCCUUCCUCUGCCCCCAAACCAGGUCAGGACCACCUUCCUCCAGAGCUCAGGAGGCUUGGGGGGCUUCAGCACCCAGUGUCAGCUGGCUUGGGCUUGAGUACAAAGGUCAAGGUCCCCCCCACCCCCUGGCCCCAACCAUGAAGGCCCAGCCAAGGAGAGAGCCUGAUCCCACUCGUGCCCUUUCUCCACUCUCCACUCCUUCCUCAGUGUGGGAAGGGCCAGAGGGUCCCUGGAAUCCAGCAGAAGGGCCCAUGGUUCUUGGCCAGCGUGACAUUUGAGAAAAGGGCUCCUCAGAUGGUUGAACUCCCGAGGCCCCAAUACACUCAGGCCAUCAUCUCCCAUUCCUGGCCCGACCAACAGACGCUGCCAUUUCUGUCUCUGACUUUCUAGGUUAAAUAAAUUGGUUUCCAGCCCCA